CGAACCAAUCCGAGUUCCGAUAGGUGGACCGCCAUAGUCACCGACUAAAACAAAAACCUUCGAGCACGUUAAUCUUGGAAGACGACGACGAAGAAGAAUUAACGGAAGAAGAAACAACUCAGAGAGAGAUGAAUAGUCCACCGGAGAACGAUCUUUGCUCGAUAUGUCAUUCCCACUUCACCGCUCCUUGUCAAGCCAAUUGCUCCCAUUGGUUCUGCGGUAAUUGCAUCAUGCUGGUGUGGACGCAUGGAUCUAGUACAUUACAGCCAUGUAAAUGCCCCUUGUGUCGUCGUCCAAUUAGUUUACUGGUUCCUUCAGAGGACACAAUCAGAGACCGCAAUGACGGUUCAGUUGCUGAGGUCCUUGGUAAGCUUGAAACGUACAACCGACUCUUUGGUGGCCGAUCAAGUAGUUUAUUUCAGAGGAUGCAAGACCUUCCCUUCUUACUACGGAGGUUGUUGCGGGAAAUGAUGGAUCCACAAAGAACGCUUCCACUUGUCAUUAGAGCUCGGGUUUAUAUCGCAAUGUUUCUCAGUUUUGUUUACAUUGUCAGUCCAAUAGAUCUCAUUCCAGAAGGAGUUUUGGGGAUAGUCGGUUUGCUUGAUGAUCUUCUCAUAGCCCUGAUUAGUUUCCUCCAUGUUGCUGCCCUGUACCGCUCGGUUCUCUAUUUCCGUCAUGCCGGUUCGUGAACCAAAGAAUGUUUUCGACAUUGUGUCGCACUUUAGAGAUGUACUUACCUUUUCUUCUGUCUUUGAUCCUUUCCCUUUACAAAUACACAAUUGUUCUGUGUGGCCAAGGAAAACAAAAAUGUGUGAUGAUAAGAUCACAGCACGAAAAGCUUGGAACCACAUAUCAAUCAUCUUCGUACCACUUUCUCUACGCUAGUCUUUUUGACCUUUCCA
Capsella rubella is the source of this 902-nucleotide messenger RNA. RefSeq names its product E3 ubiquitin-protein ligase RNF170. Bases 129 to 689 code for a protein of 186 amino acids. NCBI's taxonomy places the organism in Eukaryota, Viridiplantae, Streptophyta, Magnoliopsida, Brassicales, Brassicaceae. The transcript is spliced from 5 exons. The record is from RefSeq and is a predicted model, not a curated record. Gene Ontology annotation, molecular function: ubiquitin protein ligase activity.